AAAGGAAUUUUUGAUUUGUGCAACUUAAAUGUGAAUGAACAUAACACAAGGUAUCCGCAACUUGGCUCCCCUCUUCGACUAUGCUUCCAAACUGUGCUUCCCGACUUGCCUGCUUUUAACCGUGUCUCUGACCCUGCUUCUGACCCUACCUCUGACGCUGCCUCUGACCCUGCCUCUGACCCUGCCUCUCAUCCUGCCUCUGACCCUGCCUCUCCUCCUGUUUCUGACCCUAGCUCUGAUUCUGCCUCUGAUUUUGCCUAUGGCCCUGCCUUCGAGGGCGCGCGGACCGGGGCGGCGCCGGCGUGGGUGGAGCGCCAGGCGGGCUGCGUCAUCGCCGGCCACGACCUGGUGCGCAUCUGCCGCUUCCUCAUGCUGGACCUCGCGCGCGUGACGCAAAAGAACUCGAUGGGAUUUCACGAUCAUCUCCAAUUAAAUAGUAACGGCGGAAUUACAAUUUCACUCGUAGAGAUGUCAAAGAUAAAUGAAGAGGAAUGGUUCGACUUUGUGGGCAUCAUGUGGAUUCUGCACCAAUCGAGGCAGUGGCUGGUAGUGCACGAGUGGGGCCGAGAGAGGAACGGAGUCUGGGACCUGCGCCAUGAUCCUACAUUUCUCAAAUCGGGAUUUACUCCAUGCGCCGGCGCGGCCUGCACAGACCCUGAGAUUCGGAAGCGAGCGCGGGUUGGGAGUGUCUUGAAUGAGACGCUUAACUCAUCUGCUCUCAUCUACGAAAUCAUGGGCCAAGGACUGGUGGAGUUCGUCCCAAUGUAUUACCACACAGCAGGCUCCACCCCACCCGCCAUUGAUGUGGCGAGCGCCAGCAUGGAGAAAGCCAGCGUGUGGGUCCUGCGGCCCAAAGGGCCCUUGCGGCAGACAGGGCCCAACGUGCGGCCCCCGCUCCCGGCCUUGCUGCUGGGGGGCGGACAACUGUUUAGGCAUAUUAUUCACCAGGAGAUGGCUAAACUUGAUACACUUGAAGAACUUGCAGGAUCAAAUAAGAUUGUUAUGUCUCUACCAAUUGCUCACAUGGCACUUUUUCAAGAACCUUUAUUAAGUACUCAAUGGACACCUCGGGCCAUUACCUAUGAUGAUUUACCACUUAUUUACCAAGAAAAACAAGAAUUUGUUUUAAUAGCGACAGACGGCGAUCUUGACCAAGUACAAGCUCUUGAUUUUUCCUGGGAGAUGUGUUAUCCCUUGAGAAAAGCGUUUCAUAUAUCUACAAAAUUCUUCCUUCUUAAAAGGAACUGGCCGUGGGCGCCUAAAAUGAAUGAGCUCUUCGGUAAUCUUCUAGCAACUGGUAUAUUGCAUCACUGGGUAGAUACCUUCGGUGUGGUGAAACAGUUGCACUGUGAACACGCUGUCCAAAGAGUUGCAGAUGUGCGAGACCAGUGCGAGCAAGAAAUCGUGGGUGUCUUUUCAUUUACGCACGCACUGCCUCAUUUGUUCCUUCUGGCCGGAGGAUGGGCUGUGUCGGUGUUGGUCUUCGUUGCGGAGUGUUGGAAGAGUUCGUGGCACUGGGGACGGACGCUGGGCCCAAGGUCCCGGAAGUGCCCCAUGCGUCUGUGCACCCACCUUUUGGAAAUUCCCGGGAAACUGAGAAACGUUCUGAGACGUUUGUUUGACGACUCGCCAACCGACUUGCCCUUCGGAAGCGUCACUACUCUUCAAGAUAUGAGGCAUGAGCUAUCUGAAACUAGAAGUAUGACUGAUGCUGAGAGCGUUGCUGUGUUUCGCAGACCCAAGAGCAAGGUGGAAAAGACAGUGAUGGAUGAAUGACGGAUGAUGCAUCUCUACGCAACUGAGAGGGAAUCACUACUGCACGCACAUAAACAUUUUUGCACAUGUAGAAGAUAGAAAUCAAAU
Gryllus bimaculatus (two-spotted cricket) is the source of this 1863-nucleotide messenger RNA. The record is from the annotation of a GenBank genome assembly. NCBI's taxonomy places the organism in Eukaryota, Metazoa, Arthropoda, Insecta, Orthoptera, Gryllidae.